Phytophthora sojae is the source of this 2010-nucleotide messenger RNA. RefSeq lists its product as hypothetical. The record is from RefSeq and is a predicted model, not a curated record. The transcript has a single exon. Gene Ontology annotation, biological process: protein phosphorylation. Gene Ontology annotation, molecular function: ATP binding; protein kinase activity. NCBI's taxonomy places the organism in Eukaryota, Oomycota, Peronosporomycetes, Peronosporales, Peronosporaceae. Bases 1 to 2010 code for a protein of 669 amino acids.
AUGAAGACGAAGGUGGACUCCAGACGCCACCUCGAGUCGUCUGCCUCGUACACGAACGCGGUGCUGCCGUCGAACUCCACCUACUUUCAAUUCGACGGGACGAAUUCGGACCUCGCGAGGCAGUUGUACCUGCGCGCGAAAGCUGGCGACUCUGCAAAGCCCUUCACGAACUUCCAAGUGCCCGACAAGAUCCAACAACGGCUCAACGACCUCAACAUUGGCUGGGACGGUCUGUCGGGCAACGCUCAGCUUGCGCUGCUGUGGGAUACGGGAUUUGGCAUCACACUGGACAGCAAACCGGUGCAGAUGUGGACGCUAGGAGGCCACUCCAUGGCGGACCUUGCCAUUCCGUUGGUGCAGUUUCAAGACGUUGGGUGUACCGAGAUGAACUGCACGCAGCCAGACAACACCACAAGCUACAGCAACCUGUACUGCAACGGCGAGCAAAUGCUCAACGCCGCGCGAUGCGUCAUGGACGACUUCACAGAUCCCGUGGGAAUCCACGGCGCUAUGUGGAUCACCGGCGGAAACCCAAAGUCGAUCCCGGUUCCGCGGGUCAGGAAGCACGAGUGGGAAGAGGACUCGACCAAGAUCCCGUACACUGUACUCGCUGUUCACACGGUGGACAAGAAUGACGAGCCAGCGUACGGCGUGUGUCCAAGUAAAGACGAAAAUGACGGGUACGGAUCGCUCGUGUUGUCCUGCUAUUCGUCCUUGAAGGUGUCGGAUGACGUGCGUAGUGCCAUGGAGGAAGUACAGGGCACUCCGUGGGUGUCUCGAUGGCUCGUGGAGGACUAUUCAGGCGCAUCAACAUCAUCAACCGACAGCAAAAACGGGUUCAACAUGCUGUUCCUCGUGCCCAUCGUUGCCGGUACGGUGAUCGUCGUUGGCCUCGUCGGCCUCGUCGUAUUCAUCAGGCAUCGGCGAAGUAAAAAUGCUUCGAACAACUCUCCGAACGAAAACCUUGGCUCCCCCAACAGCUUGUACCACGGCAACAAUAUGGACACCCCUGCAGACUACAACAACGCCCGUGGACGCCCCACGAACGAGACUAUUCAAAACACAGAUACGUCUUCAAGUGCCAACACGUGGAACGGACUAAGGCGCACGUCUACUUUGGGCGAGAAUCUGAGCUCCGAGUCGAACGGCACGCUCAAAACGCUUUUGGGCAGCGAGUAUUUAGUAGGGAAGCGCAUUCCCUACGAGGCCAUCCGCUUCGAGCGAGCGCUCUCGAAGGGAGCCUAUGGAGAGGUGUGGGUCGGCGAACUCCAAGGUCAACAGGUCGCGAUCAAGCGCCUAUUUCAGAGCAAAAAGAAUCGAGCGGAAGAUGUGGAGGAGUUUGCGAAAGAAAUCGAGCUAAGCGCCAGCUUGGUGCACCCAAACAUCGUCGCUUUCGUGGGUGUAGCGUGGAACAGCCUGAACAACUUGGUGAUGGUGCUCGAGUUCUUCCCCUUGGGAGAUCUCCAGGGAUAUCUGGCCAAGAACGCUGACUUGCUCACGUGGGCCAAGGACAAGAUUGACGUGGCGAUUGGGGUCGGUCGUGCACUGGCGUAUCUCCACGCCCGCGAGCCGCCUCUGAUCCACCGGGACCUCAAAUCAAAGAACAUUUUGCUGACACGGAAGCUCGAGCCCAAACUCAUCGACUUUGGCGUGAGUCGCGGGCGAGAAGAGUACUCCAUGACGGCCGGUGUCGGCACCCCGUACUGGACGGCCCCCGAAAUCCUGGAGGGAAGGCGAUAUACCGAGCAGGCAGACAUCUACUCGUUUGGGGUGGUGCUCUCGGAGCUCGAUACCUGCAAGCUUCCGUACCACGACGCGUUGACUCAGGACGGACAGAAACCCAAGCCGUUCCAGAUCUUGGCGGACGUGAUGGCGGGCACGCUGCGUCCGAGCUUUUCGGAGAGCUGCCCGCGACGAAUUCGUCGCAUUGGUGUCGCGUGCUGCCAACAAGACCCAGCAAGACGCCCCACUGCUGCUCAAGUAGUCGUGAUGCUGGAAGGGGGAGAUUGA